CUGGAGAUGAGGAUGACCUCCAUCGCUUUCACCGAGGAUCUGAAGGACAGGAGCUCCGAGGCUUUCCGGUCACUUUCCUUCAAAGUGUCCAGACAGAUUUUUGUUUACCUGAAAACCACCUCGCUUGGCGACUCUCUGCUGAGUGUGACCAUUCUCAACUUCCGACAAGGCAGCGUUGUCGCCAACUACAACGCCAACUUCAAAAGCAACGCCACGGUUAGCGACAGUGGUGUGUCGGGCGCGCUGCAACAGGCGAUCUCACAAGACCCGAACAACACAUUCGGCAUUGAUGUUUCUUCUCUAUGUACUAAGACGAACGAAGACGCUGCUUGUGGUGAAACAAUAGGAAUGGACCAAAACUUGAUCAUCGGGCUGGCAGUGGGUGUGCCUGUAGCGGUCAUCAUCCUCAUCAUCAUCCUGGUCUGUCUCAUCAAGAGAGCGAGGGAUGGGAAGGAAGACGGCGGAGUGAGUGAAGGGAAGAAAGAUAACAAGAGGGCGAAUUUGAAGAAGGGCGAGAAUGAAGAUGCUAACAAAAACGACAAGAAGACGAUCUCCAAGGAGAAUGGCAAGGAAGACAAAGGACAGAGGAAAGGCGCCGAUAAAAAUGGCAGACAACAGAAGAACGGAACCCAACAGCACAGUUCUGAACCUGGGAGGAACUACAAACGUAUGGCGUUCCAACCAUCGCGCAAAACGGGACCAUCCGAUAAAUACGAGCACGAUUUGGGAGGUAUUUACUUCCCGAAAAGGUACCAUGUGCCACAGGAACCCAAACCAACGUUCCAUUACGUCGAAGGUCACGUGCAAGGGAAACCGGUCACGGUCGUCGUUCCAAUCUGAUACCUUAGAGUUCAAACUUGCAGACGAGUGUCUUUUUUGUUGACUUUACGUACAUUAUACAACAAUGAGACAAACAGUGUUAAUCUUCUCAACUGUAUACAACAAAAAGUUCCCAACUUUUCGAUAGUUAAGUAGCACAGAAAAUCAUACUCGCAUAUGUUUUUCCAUAAACCAUGUAUUUUAUGCUCCAUCUAUAUCUGCCCUUACAUUUACAAGUACAGCUGUCAUAAGAAGUGAGAAGAAGUUGAACCAUUUCAUAGUCUAGUAUACAUUAGACUUUGUAGAUACAGUAAUAAACCAAAUUUUUACAGCACUAUUUGCAAUUAGAACUGCUAACUGUACUUAGUAUGUAAAAGCAGAAACGCACAAUAAAGAUCUUCAUUCAUUAUCAGGUUCAGUAGUUGAAAGUUCAAGAUUGAAAGCAUUGAAGAAGUUCAUUGCAAAAUUUAAAUUAAAAAAUGAACGUAGACAUCUCGAAUAACAAGCGUACAAAUAAUCCUUCCGAAAAUAAUGUCAUCAGGUUGGCAAAACAUAGGAUAUCGGAGGUUUCUUUUGCACAAGCAGUAGUGUCUCUCACCUGCUUACGUUUAGAUGCCUAUCACUAUCAGAGCUACUGCCUGGAGUACUGCUUCUCACCGCUAUGUGUCGCCAAUGUAGAGUGCGCUCUUCCUGCACAGCCACGUUUGGGAUUGUGUUCUCGCGCAAAAACACAAAACCUACAUGGGUCCUACAUCGGCAAAGAAGAAUUCCAGUUCGGAGCUUUGAGGAAGAUGUCUGAUUGCAUAAAAAUGUAAGCAAGUGAAAGAAAUUUAUCUGGUUAUGAAAAAUAAAACUCCAUGAUCCCCGU
This is a messenger RNA of Branchiostoma floridae (Florida lancelet), 1687 nucleotides long. RefSeq lists its product as uncharacterized. The transcript has 4 exons. The record is from RefSeq and is a predicted model, not a curated record. The coding region runs from base 7 to 840 and encodes 277 amino acids. Lineage: Eukaryota; Metazoa; Chordata; Leptocardii; Amphioxiformes; Branchiostomatidae.